Molecule: messenger RNA, 1322 nt
Organism: Truncatella angustata
Lineage: Eukaryota; Fungi; Ascomycota; Sordariomycetes; Amphisphaeriales; Sporocadaceae
Exons: 1
Coding region: 445-1299 (284 amino acids)
Biological process (GO): triglyceride catabolic process; phosphatidic acid biosynthetic process
Cellular component (GO): endoplasmic reticulum; lipid droplet
Molecular function (GO): acylglycerone-phosphate reductase (NADP+) activity; triacylglycerol lipase activity
Source: RefSeq, a predicted model, not a curated record
UCACUAUUAUUUGUAGUCGCACAAAGGAGCUUCGCGCGUGUGAUGUUUAGUAAUGCUUGGUGUGCUUGCCCGUACCCCGAGGAGCUCCUAGCCUAACCUAGCUAACAUCAAUCACUCUAACCUAUACAUCAAUGCUAGACAAACAUAUGGGAGAGCAAUUUUGAUCAAAGCCAGUCAAUCUUUGUUCAAUCAGGGGACUAUCAACUAACUGCAAGCAUGCUCAUCACUACUGAAACCAUACGGGCACUUCACCUCCAAUACGUGAAUUUGUUCUGAUAAUGGCAUAGCUUCAUGCAGCUGUCGUCAAUUGAACUACUUUAAGCAGGGGGGGGUGGGAGGUUGGGACAUUGCGGUGGCCUCUCGAUGCCAGCACAAAAUCUCUAUAUUAUGAUUGGCAUCGUCUUCUUCAACGAAACAUACAACACUAACACUCCAUAAUAGAGUAUGACACCCAAAACAGUACUCAUCACAGGCUGUGGACCAAAUGGGAUUGGUCACAGCCUCGCUCUCGAGUUCCAGCUACGAGGCCAUUUCGUCAUUGCAUCCGGCCUGAACGAUACCCUUCUCGCGCCGUUCCGGGAUUUGGGUAUAGAAACAGUGGUCCUGGAUGUUACGUCCCAAGAUUCCAUCGCCGCCGCCGUGGGACUUGUCACGAAACUCACGGAUGGAAAUUUGGAUAUACUUAUCAACAACGCCGGGCUCAUGCAUAUCAUGCCGCUGUCAGAUACAUCAAUUUCCGACGCACGGAGAGUCCUAGAUGUCAACGUGCUGGGGGUCCUAGCUGUCACGCAGGGUUUCUUACCCUUGUUGAUCCCUGCUGCGGAGUCAGGGAAGUGCCACAGUGUAGUGGCCAACCUUGGAAGUGUGAAUGAGGUCUUUCGUCCACCGUUCUUCGGCAUGUAUAACGCUUCAAAAGCCGCGGUUGAUGCGCUCAGUACUACCAUGCGAAGAGAGCUCAUACCGCUGGGUAUCAAGGUGGUGCUUCUCAAGACAGGCAGCGUGAGGACGGAAUUGUUCAAAGGCGCAAUUGGAGAUACGAGGUUGCCAGAUGGAAGUCUAUACGAAUCCCUUAGGGACUGGAUACAGGGACGAAAGAUGCUGGAGUCUGGGCGUUUUGUCGAGGGCGACGAGUAUGCGCGAAGAGUGGUGGAUGAGCUACUUAAGAGCGACGUGAAAAGUGUGGUGUGGCAAGGUGGUCUAGCGACGCUGGCGUGGUUUCUGACUUGGUUCGGCUGGGAGAGCAUGAUGGACGGUGCGAUGAUAAAAGGCAACGGCUUGAAUAAAUUAAAACGAAUCUAGCAUGACUAUGCAAUCAUUUACAU